Symsagittifera roscoffensis is the source of this 943-nucleotide messenger RNA. RefSeq names its product DNA polymerase epsilon subunit 3-like. The record is from RefSeq and is a predicted model, not a curated record. NCBI's taxonomy places the organism in Eukaryota, Metazoa, Xenacoelomorpha, Acoela, Convolutidae. The transcript has 5 exons. Gene Ontology annotation, cellular component: CHRAC; epsilon DNA polymerase complex. The coding region runs from base 41 to 733 and encodes 230 amino acids. Gene Ontology annotation, molecular function: chromatin DNA binding; protein heterodimerization activity. Gene Ontology annotation, biological process: heterochromatin formation; DNA damage response; leading strand elongation.
CCUAAUUGUUGUGAUAAACUUAUUAAAUAGAUGGUUGUAAAUGGCAACUCGACCAGAAGACUUGAACCUGCCUGCGUCUGUGGUGACGAAACUUGUUAAGGACUCAUUGCCUGCACACGUGAAUGUGUCGAAAGAAGCGAGAACUGCGAUUGGCAGAGCGGCCAGUAUUUUCGUCCUCUACACAACAGCUUGUGCGAACAAUGUGGCAGUGGCCGAGAAGCGGAAGACGAUCACCCCCUAUGACAUCCUGAGUGCCAUGAAGGACAUGGAGAUGGACCAGUUUGUCAACCCCCUCCGCAAGUGCCUAGAGGCUUACCGCAAAGCUCCUGGUAAAACUUCAAAGUCAAAACAACCUGAAAAGUUGCCAACGAGUAAAGGAGUUGUCAAAAAAUCACCGAAAAAGGCAGCGUCUCCUAAAAUGUCAAAGUCUCCGCUGGUAGAAACUGAAAUGAAACAAGCUGCAGCUACACACAAUGCUGUUUCUGAAAGAACGCCUGCCGUAACUGAAGGCCAGCAAAGCUCAUCCCAAAGUUUGCGAGCACAAGAAGACAGUGAUUUUGAGACGUCGUCUAGCGCGUCUUCGUCAGAAGUUGAACAUGUCAAACGCCCCGAUGUGAAGACUGGGUUUGCGAAAGACGGAGCAUCGACAACAUCUGCAUCUCAUUUUGUUGUGGAGGCACCCCCCGUUAUUAUGGAAAACACAGACGAGGAUUCGGACGAGAGUAGUGACUAAAUUGAUCAGAGGGUUUUGAAUAGCUGUUUUAUGACGCAAUGUUUUGAAUAUAAAUAUCAAAUGUGAUGUAUGUAUUGUUUUUUACCAUCUUGUUUUUAAAGCUAAUUGAAAAUAUAUUUUUUCAGUUCUACUUCCUUUUUAAUUUUCCGUAACAGUUAUUUUUAUUUGGUGCUCUAACUAAUCCGAGUUGCGAGAAUCAAGGAGUCGAGA